AUGGGGAAGCAUGAAAAUGAAUCCUCAGACACGGAAGCAGAUGGAGUCUCUGGUGCGAGAGGGCCAUGUGGUGGAGCUGAGGAGGAGGUUGUGCUCCAGGAUGACGUUUGGAACAGCUGGCUUGAGAGCGGAGAUGGACUUGCAAGGUUGACUGCAGCUGUUAUGCUUUGUAAAGAUAUCCCUGUCUAUCUGUUCUCUACAUAUGUGCCUACCCCAUUUGUGCCAUACGCUGUGAUGAAGUAUGAAGCUGCAGCUGGAGUCAUGAUCACUGCGUCUCAUAACAGAAAAGAGGACAAUGGAUACCAGGUUUACUGGCACAAUGGUGCACAGAUCUCCUCUCCACAUGAUAAGGAGAUCUUGCAUUGCAUUGAGGAGAAUACUGAACCCUGGCCCGAGUCCUGGAAUGAGCACCUAGUUGAAAGCAGCCUGUUACGGAGAGACCCUCUCGAGGACGUCUGCCGCUGGUACAUGGAAGAGCUAAACACUAUCUGCUUCCACAGAGAGCUUAACGCAAAGUCUCCCCUGAAGUUUGUGCACUCAUCUUUCCAUGGUGUUGGUCACAACUAUGUCCAGAGAGCUUUUCAGCAGUUUGGCUUUCCACAUCCCAUCCCUGUUCCUGAACAGAAAGAUCCAGAUCCAGAUUUUUCCACUGUCAGUUGUCCUAACCCAGAGGAAGGAGAAUCAGUCUUGGAGCUGUCCCUUCGUUUGGCUGAGAGAGAAGAGGCCCAUAUUGUUGUGGCAACAGACCCUGAUGCUGACCGCUUGGCAGUUGCAGAGCGGAAUGGCAAUUUUGGUUGGAAAGUGUUCACGGGAAAUGAGUUGGCUGCAUUGCUUGGCUGGUGGAUGUUGUUUAACUGGAAGGAAGCACACCCUGACCCAGCAGAUACUGAGAUACCUUGA
Molecule: messenger RNA, 900 nt
Organism: Sinocyclocheilus rhinocerous
Lineage: Eukaryota; Metazoa; Chordata; Actinopteri; Cypriniformes; Cyprinidae
Product: glucose 1,6-bisphosphate synthase-like
Exons: 9
Coding region: 1-900 (299 amino acids)
Biological process (GO): carbohydrate metabolic process
Cellular component (GO): nucleus
Molecular function (GO): intramolecular phosphotransferase activity; glucose-1,6-bisphosphate synthase activity
Source: RefSeq, a predicted model, not a curated record